CUUCCACUUUCUAUUUCAUUCUACGUGUCUUCAUCCUCCCACGUUAUCCGGUGUCGUGUCAGUUUCCCUCUAGUUAUCUAUUAGAAGAGGGACAUGUUUUCCAAGCGCGACCCUAAUCCUGUAUCUUCUGAUCCAGGUGUCUCACUGGCACAGGCAUCGUCAAGUGUAUUUGACUACACCUCUAUAUUUUCUUUGGUAUUUGGAGGUUGCUGCUCGAACGUCUGGCUCUACGAAAAUCUCCUCCUGCUUAAUCCACGAAUUGGUUCCGCACUCACUUUUUCACAAAUGAUGUUCAUUUCUCUGCAAUCAUUUCCGUCGUUCGUCACUCGUUCACCAGAUACGUGGAUACCGCGACUGAAGCCACGACAAGUACCACUUAAGAACUGGGCUACCCAAGUGCUCGUUUUAUCAACCGGAUCGCUAUUAAAUAACUGGGUCUUUGCCUUCAAUGUGCCUCUUACUGUGUUGAUGGUCUUCCGUUCGGCUGGCCUCCCCGUUUCCAUGUUAUUCGGAUUCUUCUUCAUGAAGAAGAGAUAUAGCUUUGUGCAAGUGUUCUCGGUCAUUAUGGUCUCUUUGGGAGUUACAAUCGCAACCUUUUCUCGUCCACGAUCGGGCGCACCUUCACAAUCAAAUUCUGAUGUCCAGCAGUAUUCGGUAGGAAUUGUGAUGCUGAUCUUGUCCUUGUUGUGUACCGGUUUUCUUGGGAUGCUCCAAGAGAAGACCUAUCAAAGAUACGGCCCCUGCUGGAAAGAAGGAGUAUUUUAUACGCAUUGUCUCUCUCUUCCUAUCUUCCUAUUCCUGGUUCAGGACGUUAGGCAGGGCUUGGCGAGUCUUUCCGAACCAACGGAGACUUCGGCUGGCACGCCAUGGUUAAUCUUGGCAGGAAACCUUGUUACGCAGCUUAUAUGUGUUUCGGGGGUGAACCGAUUGACAUCCCGAGUAUCGUCUGUGUCGACGAAUUUGGUGCUAACGACGAGAAAGGCGAUCAGUUUAUGCUUUAGCGUAUGGUGGUUUGGGAACGGAUGGAAUCUUCAACUUGGUAUUGGUGCUUCUAUGGUAUUCCUGGGUAGCAUGUUGUAUAGCGCGGGUGCCAGGGUAGAAAAGAAAAAGAUAGAAUAAUAUAAUAGGCGUUCGGGCGGUGUAUCAUUUGAUUGCCGGAGACGGUCUUUUCCG
Guyanagaster necrorhizus is the source of this 1173-nucleotide messenger RNA. RefSeq names its product UAA transporter. Gene Ontology annotation, biological process: UDP-N-acetylglucosamine transmembrane transport. Gene Ontology annotation, cellular component: endoplasmic reticulum membrane; Golgi membrane. Lineage: Eukaryota; Fungi; Basidiomycota; Agaricomycetes; Agaricales; Physalacriaceae. Bases 94 to 1119 code for a protein of 341 amino acids. The record is from RefSeq and is a predicted model, not a curated record. Gene Ontology annotation, molecular function: UDP-xylose transmembrane transporter activity; UDP-N-acetylglucosamine transmembrane transporter activity. The transcript is spliced from 8 exons.